AUGUUCGGCGCCUUUGACGGCUUCGCCGUGGAUUUUCAAGAUGCGGACGUGAUCAAGAUCUUCGUUCGGAGGAACGGCACUUCCGAUGCGCUUCGAGAGGUUUUUUUGCCGCCCAACUCCAAGAUCUCAGACCUUCUGGAGAAGUGCACCAAGGCACUCGAGUUGGAGACUCCGGCCGCCAAGGCAUUCCAUUCCAAUGGCGUGGAAUGCACCGAUGUGGAUCAGGUCGAUCAGGUGCCUUCCUCCAGGGACUCCGCGAAAAACGCCAUGUUGCGCCUGGCCUUUACGGCUCUGCUGUGCCACCUGGGCGCUGCCAUCGCGGCGGAUUCCACAUGUCAACUGCAGCUGGAAGAGCCGUGGACCACCACGAGCUCGGGGCUGCAGUACCGAGACAUCGUGGUAGGUCAGGGUGAAGCACCUGUCAAGGGGCAAAGUGUGAAAGUGCACUACACCGGCAAACUGGAGAAUGGCCAGGUUUUUGAUUCCUCGUUAAAGGGCAAUCCAUUGGAGUUUGCCGUGGGCACUGGACAAGUGAUCCCCGGCUGGGAUGAGGGCAUUCUGACAAUGCGCGUGGGCGGCAAACGGCAGCUCAAGAUACCCUCAAAGCUGGCCUACGGAGCAGAGGGAGUAGGGCCAAUCCCUCCGGAUGCCACCCUCCUCUUCGAUUGCGAGCUGGUCGCCCUGGUCGCCCUGGUCGCCUUGGGGUCUAAGUAG
Cladocopium goreaui is the source of this 714-nucleotide messenger RNA. NCBI's taxonomy places the organism in Eukaryota, Dinophyceae, Suessiales, Symbiodiniaceae. The record is from the annotation of a GenBank genome assembly.